Messenger RNA from Passer montanus (Eurasian tree sparrow), 3636 nucleotides. RefSeq names its product nth like DNA glycosylase 1 (gene NTHL1). Gene Ontology annotation, molecular function: DNA binding; 4 iron, 4 sulfur cluster binding; DNA-(apurinic or apyrimidinic site) endonuclease activity. The coding region runs from base 41 to 895 and encodes 284 amino acids. Gene Ontology annotation, biological process: base-excision repair, AP site formation; base-excision repair; nucleotide-excision repair. NCBI's taxonomy places the organism in Eukaryota, Metazoa, Chordata, Aves, Passeriformes, Passeridae. The record is from RefSeq and is a predicted model, not a curated record. Gene Ontology annotation, cellular component: nucleus. The transcript is spliced from 5 exons.
AACUCGCCCUGCUCGGGCUCCGCUGGGUGGCUGGUGGCACAUGGGGCUGACUUUCCUGAAGGCAGCUUUCCUGACGCCCGGAAUCUCCGUGCCACGCCGUGCAGGGAGCCAGACGCCGGGCACGGGCGGCGUGCCGAGGCAGAGCAGGAGGAGGAAGAGCGUGGCCAUCGCCUACGAAGCGGGGCAGGGCGGCGGGGCCGAGCCCCGGGCGCGCUGGGAGCCGCCGCUCUGGCGGGAGCAGCUGCAGCGCAUCCGCCGCAUGAGGAGCAGCAGGGAUGCUCCCGUGGAUGAGAUGGGAGUGCACCGGUGCUACGACAGCACUGCACCUCCUGAGGUGAUGCGCUACCAGGUGCUGCUGGCCCUGAUGCUGUCCAGCCAGACCAAGGACCAGGUGACGAGCGCUGCCAUGCUGCGCCUGCGCCGGCGCGGCCUCACCGUGGACAGCGUGCUGCAGAUGGAUGAGGAGAGCCUGGGCCACAUCAUCUACCCCGUGGGCUUCUGGAGGAACAAGGUGAAGUACAUCAAGCAGACCACGGCCAUCCUGAAGCAGAAGUACGGGGGGGACAUCCCGAGCACUGUGGAGGAGCUGGUGCAGCUGCCAGGAGUUGGGCCCAAAAUGGCCCAUCUGGCCAUGCACAUCGCCUGGGACAGCGUGGCUGGGAUAGCUGUGGACACCCACGUGCACAGGAUCUCCAACAGGCUCCAGUGGGUGCAGAAGGAGACCAAGAAGCCCGAGGAGACUCGGGUGGCACUGGAGGAGUGGCUGCCCAGGGACCUCUGGAAGGAGAUAAACUGGCUCCUGGUGGGCUUUGGGCAGCAGACCUGCCUGCCUGUGAACCCUCGCUGCAGCCAGUGCCUCAACCAAGACAUCUGCCCGGCUGCCAAGAGACUCUGAGGGAUCCUGCAGCCUUGGGAGAGCCACAGAGCUGCUUGGGCUGAGCCCUGCUGCAGCUGGGCCUGGCACAGGGCUGGCAGGUGACUGCAGGGCACAGGAGCCUGCUGCAGCAGCUCAGGGAGCAGCCCCUGGCACUGGCUCAGCUCUGCAGAGGAAAAAGGGGCUUUGAGAGGCAGCAAUCCUGCUGGGGCAGAGCUGAAGGCUCCAGCCUGGGUGAAUGGCUGGGCACGGCCCAGCUGUGCCACGCUGAGUCACUGCAGAGAAAAGCUUUGUCCUCAGGGAGCUGCUGCUGCUUGUAAAUACUUGUUUAAUAAAGGUGGUGAGGGCUUUUUGCACCCACGAGCUUUGCUGGCAUUUGUGUGGCACUGGCUGAGGGGAGGAGGACGUGGGUGACCUCAGCAAGGCUGAGCCAUGGCAACCUGCCCAGCCCUGCCCUGCCACACAACAGGACAAGAGCUGGCCCAGGGGACAGCCAGGGUGGACACAGGAGGAGUUCCUUCAUGGAAAAGGUUGUGGAACACUGGCAGGGGCUGUCCAGGAGGUGCUGGAGCUCCCAUCCCUCAGGGAAGGCCUGGACGUGGCACUCAGUGCUCUGGGGAUGGGGCACAGGUUGGACUUGAUGAUCCUGAAGAUCUCUUCCAGCCUUGGUGAUCCUGGGACUCUGAGGUGCAGCUGAAGCCUUCCCAAGGCAGGAGCAGAGGAAUCACUGCCUGCACCAUGACCUGUGGGUCCUGGAGCAGGACAGGGGUGGGUGAUGCACAGCAGGGCCAGGAGCUGAGCCACUGCCACUCUGUGUGUGCACAAGGGUUACAGCAGCCUCGGGUGCCAGGCUGUGUCCCCAGGAGCUGACAGAGGCACAGCACCACCCCUGUGUUUUGUUCUUCAAAGAAAGGGCAGUGCUGACUUCAUUGUGGAGCUUCAAAGGCGUAAUUGCAGCUCCCCUUUCCAGAGGAAGCAGAGUUUACAAUGUGCUGGAGGGCUGCAGUUCCGCUCCGGGCUCCCCGAGCAGCUGAGGAAGGAGCAGAUAAGUGCUGGGUACAUGGCAAACCAAGUUUAUUACUGACAUUACAGUGUACAUGGUGGGUUUGCAGUGCUGCUGCCAGCCUUUGACUUUAUUGAUUUUUCUUUUCCAAGUUAAAUGUACAGGAACUGAAUAAUUACUACUGAGCUACAACAAGAUGUCAGGAAUGCAGUAAUGCUUCAACCAGGAGCAGUUUCCUUGGACUAACAGAUUAAGAUUUGCAAUCUUACCAACACGGAUUUGCACACCUGAUUUCUUUUGAUCUACAUUCAACACUACACAAGGUUGUUUUUUCUUCCUUUCCCCGCCUCAAUUCCAGCAGUCUGGGAUGAGAAAUGGGGUGUUGACACCAGGUCUGUGCUCUCUGAAGAGCACCAGGGACUGCUCUGCCCCACAGCCUGGGCACUGCCAGGGUUUGGCCACGCGGGCACGGGAAGCAACGUGCACAGCAUGGAAAAGAAGGGCUCCUUCCAAACACGACCCAGAGAGAGAAAACAGUAUUUUUGGGGUCCAAAAGAGAGCAGGUAGCUUGAAGUGGGAUGGGGAAGAGGUGUCUUGUUAAUGGCAGAGCCCCGAGGGGAGGCAGCCUCUCCACAUCCCCCCUCACCCCAAUGUCCUGUCUCACCACCCACAGCCAAACACCUGCACCAGUUCCUCUCCAAAGUCAUUAUUUUCGACCUGUUCAGCCCAUCAACAAUCCUAAAAGAUAACUUGCAUAAAGAGAACUCAUCUCCUUCACCCCUGAGGCUCUCCACACUCUCCUGCCAGCAGCAUAAGGCCACGGGCACCAGCUGGAGCCAAACACCCUGUGCUGAGCCCCAGCCCGCUGCUGAGGAGAGCAGAGGGUGGCAUAAGGCACCUUUUAGCUCCACAAUCUGGAAAUACCUUAGGAAAUCCGUGCAGAGCCAUUCCCACACGCACAGCACACUGCCCAGCCAAGGGUUCCAUCCCAGAAGGGCUGGGUGGGGCAGGGCACAGUCACAGCUCUGUGCUCACCCCUCAUCCACGGCCAGCUGAUGGCUGAAGAGGGACUUUGUGUUCCCAGUCCCUCCCCAGAGGAGGGCUGGGGUUGGGAGGGAGUGGGGCAGCCCCAGCCCCUGCCCUGGUAGCUCAGCUCUGCUCCCUGGGGGUGCUGCAGCUCGGCUGAUCCACCUGCACCCACAGCCAAACAGAGCUUCCAGGGACUUCACCUGUAGUGCUUGAAAGAGACACUCUGAUGGCCAGAGUGGGGCUGUGGAGGAGGCCUGAGGUGCUGCCCGCUCCCUCACACCCCUGCCUGCUCCACCUGCAGCCCCAAGGUCACCCCAUGGCUCUGGGGGAUGUCCUUGGUGACACUCCCUGGGGACACCAAACCCAGCCCAGGUGGCACCUGGAGCAGCCCCACUCCCAGUGCUGAGCCUCAGUUAGAGCUGCAUCCCUCCUGGAAGCAGAUGUUGGCUCAUCCCCACUGCCAGCUGUGUCCAAAGGGGUUUUGUAGCAUCUCAUGGGUCUCAUCUUCGUGCUCCUCCUUCCUCUGCCACAUCCACGGCUGCAGCUGGGGAGAGCUGUGGCCUUGGGGUCUGGGGUUUGCUUUUAAACCCCAUCCUCUCCCUUCUGCAGAGCAGCUUGGGGUGAAAAAUGGGCUUUUACUGCCUGGGCAGGAGCUGCUGGUGAGGGGGAGGUUCCUAACUAACUCAAAACACAUGGGACUUCAUUAAAAAAACCAAAAAAAAAAAAAAAA